Messenger RNA from Salarias fasciatus (jewelled blenny), 1575 nucleotides. It is a transcript of the gene hgd, whose product is annotated as homogentisate 1,2-dioxygenase. Gene Ontology annotation, cellular component: cytoplasm. The transcript has 14 exons. Gene Ontology annotation, biological process: L-phenylalanine catabolic process. Gene Ontology annotation, molecular function: homogentisate 1,2-dioxygenase activity. NCBI's taxonomy places the organism in Eukaryota, Metazoa, Chordata, Actinopteri, Blenniiformes, Blenniidae. The record is from RefSeq and is a predicted model, not a curated record. Bases 136 to 1452 code for a protein of 438 amino acids.
GUAUAAAUCCAACCCCCUUUUUCAGCUGGGACCGCACUCCGGCGUGCUCGGGUCCUGCAGUGGAAAACAGGGAAGCAACUGCAACUUGCUCUGGAGCUUCUGAAACUCUUAGCAGCUGUUUGAAGAGAAAGCAGAAUGGCUGGACUCAAGUACAUGAGUGGCUUUGGGAACGAGUUCUCCUCUGAAGACCCUCGUUGUCCCGGGUCCUUACCUGAGGGACAGAACAACCCUCAGGUCUGCCCGUACGGCCUCUACGCCGAGCAGCUGUCCGGCUCCGCCUUCACCUGCCCUCGUCCGACCAACAAGAGGAGCUGGCUGUACCGCAUCCUCCCCUCUGUGAAGCAUAAGCCUUUCAUCGCGAUGUCCUGUGGGGAUGUGACGGAGAACUGGAACGAGGUGGAGCCUGAUCCGAACCAGCUGCGUUGGCUGCCAUUCAACAUCCCCAGACCUACUGAGAAGAGAGUCGACUUCGUUACUGGUCUCCACACUGUCUGUGGCGCUGGAGAUGCUAAAUCUCGUAAUGGCAUCGGCAUCCACAUCUACACCUGCAACAGCUCCAUGGUGGACAGGUGCUUCAACAACUCGGAUGGAGACUUUCUGAUUGUCCCCCAGCAGGGUGAGAUCCUGAUCACCACGGAGUUUGGGAAGAUGAUGGUCGAGCCGAACGAGAUCUGUGUCAUCCAGCAAGGGAUGCGUUUCAGUGUGGAAGUGUUUGGAGAAACCAGGGGAUACAUCCUGGAGGUGUACGGAGCCCAUUUUGAGCUCCCUGACUUGGGACCUAUAGGAGCCAAUGGUCUGGCCAACCCAAGGGACUUCCUGUGCCCGGUCGCCUGGUACGAGGAUCGGACGGUGUCCACCGGUUACACCGUCAUCAACAAGUACCAGGGGAAGCUGUUUGCCUGCCAGCAGGAUUUCUCGCCGUUCAAUGUGGUUGCCUGGCACGGGAACUACACGCCUUACAAAUACAGCCUGGACAACUUUAUGGUUAUCAACUGUGUGGCCUUCGACCACGCGGACCCCUCGAUAUUCACCGUGCUGACGGCUAAGUCCACCAAACCAGGUGUGGCCAUCGCUGACUUUGUCAUCUUCCCUCCGCGUUGGGGUGUGGCAGACCACACUUUCCGUCCGCCGUACUACCACCGGAACUGCAUGAGUGAGUUCAUGGGCCUGAUCAAGGGACACUACGAGGCCAAGGAGGAGGGCUUCCAGCCUGGAGGGGCCAGCCUGCACAGCAUCAUGACCCCGCAUGGCCCGGACACCGGCUGCUUCGAGAAGAACACCGCUGCUGCGCUCCAGCCCGAGAGGGUGGCCGACGGCACCAUGGCCUUCAUGUUCGAGUCGUCUUUCAGCAUGGCCGUGACCAAAUGGGGCCUGCAGACCUGCCAGAGGCUGGACAAGAACUACUACCAGUGCUGGGAAACUCUACGCAAGCACUUUAACCCCAAAUGGUAACCCAGCCAAUAGAAAUAAAAAUAAAAAGCAGUGACUAAAAAGAACACUGCACAAAGUUAAACAAAGAGAUGCGAUGUCAAAAAAUUCUCAUUUCAUCUAAUAAAGUGUAAACUUCCUCAAAAA